Molecule: messenger RNA, 3032 nt
Organism: Oreochromis aureus
Lineage: Eukaryota; Metazoa; Chordata; Actinopteri; Cichliformes; Cichlidae
Exons: 19
Coding region: 192-2687 (831 amino acids)
Source: RefSeq, a predicted model, not a curated record
UUUUUCUCUCUCCCACAAAACACAUAAGUACAAUAGUGGCUAGAUUUGUGGUGUGCAGAGACACUAAGAAACUGUUCGAGUGCUAAAAUAAAGCAGUAAAGAUUCCUUUCAUGCCAGGAUCAAGCUCCCAUUCAACAGAGAGUAUUGUGUAACAUCACACGAGCCACGCUACAUAACAGGAGUGCGAUACCAUGUACAAAAUGUUUGGAUUUGGACAUGUUAUCCUGUGCUACUAUAUUCUAGGAUAUAUUUGGUGCAGCUCCAGUGCUUGGCAGGUAACAAUGCCAAGGAAUAUAAAAGGAUUGUUGGGUUCCUGUCUUGUUAUCCCUUGCAGUUAUAAUUACGAUCAGUAUCCACCUAAAAGACCAGAUCGUGUAGUGUGGUAUCAAUAUGUGAGCAGAGGAUAUCCAAUAGUAUAUGACAACUGGAACAGGAAUGAUGUGCUGGACAUAUUUAAAGGAAGAACAGAUGUAUAUACUUCUUCACACCAUCGGACAUGCAGUCUGUUGAUUGACCCAGUGACUUUGGCUGAUCACAGUCAGAAGCUUUAUCCCUGGGUGGAUCCUGAAAAUGUUGGAAGGGGAACCUACCGUUUCUUUGACACAACUGUAACACUUGAAGUAGUAGGCACAGCAGAUCCACCGGUUAUUGAGAUCUUUGGAAACACGGUGAUUGGGCAGUCUGUAACAGUGCAAUGCAGUGUUUACCACACUUGUCCCACUUAUCCCCCAAGUCUGAGGCUCAACAUCCCACUGCGAAACGAACGUCUAACUCAUAGUCCUCUAUCUGAUGGAAGAUCCAAAACUAUGCUGACAACCACUCUGUUCAUAGAGAAAGAAUAUCAAACUGUGGAGUGCUAUGUCCGACACCAUGGUGGUCGCUCUGCAUCAGCAUCUAAAACCUUAACCUCACAAUGCCCCAUUUCAAAGCUGACUGUCAGCUCUGCAUCAGAUGAAUUUCUGGAGGGAGAUCAAAGUACAGUAACCUGCACUGUUUCAUACACAUGCUAUCGAAAUAUUCCAACUCUGACAUGGAAUUAUGGUAAUAUGCCAGCCUCUUCUGAUACUAGCAAGUUAUCAGGGGGUGCUCAGUGGAGGACUGUCUCCACACUGACAUUUACAGCAUCAGCUAAUGACAAUGGAAGAUCGCUGAUAUGCUAUGCACGUUUCCCUGGAGGUCAGACAAAAGAAGCAAGCGUCACUCUGCGGGUAAAGAGAAACAUACUGAAUCUGGGUUGGUCCUUCACGGCUCCAGCCACCAUAACUGGGUUGAAAGGGUCAUGUCUCAUUAUUCCAUGCAAAUUCUCCUACAAAAACUCUCAGCCUAAUGACCUUCAAGUGAUGUGGUACUUGUAUCAGAAGAAUGAAUACCCAGCUGUAUUCAACCAAGGAGGGAGUGUUAUUAGUAAGUUUGAUGGUCGAACAAGCUUGAUUGGAUCAGUGGUGGAGCAGAACUGUAGUCUUAAGAUUGAAAGGCUGGAGAUGUCACACAACCGUCACCGACUUUAUCCAUGGAUAGAUAAGAAAUCAAUUACUUCUUACGGCACCAUUGAUCAUACGUUUUAUGAUGGAUCUACAGAACUUGUUGUUUCAGAACAUGCACCAGAACCACAGCUGAGCAUUAUUGGUAUCCUCAGAGUAGGAGAGCAGGGCACUGUGUCCUGCAGUGUGCGGCAUACAUGUUUCUCUGCUCCCCCAACCCUAACCCUAAAGGAUUUACCUGGAAUUGAUCAGAACAUGGACACUCUGGUAUCUGAAGGGAUUUGGGAAAGGAAAAUAGUUCGAACUUGGACAGUAGAAGAAGAGCACCAGAGUGUAAGUUGUGCUGUUAACUACCCUGCGGGUCAGAGUGCCGAAAAGUCGAUUCCACUGAAUGCUGAAUGCUCCAUUUCUCCAUUGAAUAUUAGCUCUACAUCAGAUCAAACACAAGAAGUGAACAUCAGCAUGAGGGUAAAGAAGAAAGGACAUGAGACACAUACAUUCAACAACAGCUGUGUAUUUAUUAUUAUGAAAGCUUCUCCAGAAAAACCAGUGAUGACCCCCGUUCCAGAAGAAGUUGAUGCUGGUUCAACUAUAACUGUUUCAUGUUCUGUUACACACACAUGUUCAUCACAUCCUCCGGUGUUCUCAUGGAGUGUCUCUCACCUCACCAGUGAGGUCUCACACAUCAUGAUGUCACGAGGCACCUGGCAGACAACUUCCACAAUCACUUUUAUUGUUACUGAAGGAGAUGGAGUCAGAAACCUCACCUGUAACGCUAUCUUUUGGCGUAACAGGGAACAAGCCCACACAGUCAGCUUAAAUGUGAAGGGAUCACUGAUGUACAGGUUUAAAUGUUCUGCUCCAGUGGCCUUUUCAGUCUCAUUUAGAGCUCUCAUCAUAAUCACCUUACCUGCAGUGUUUGCAGUCUUCAUCUGGAGGAAAAGGAAACACACAGAUGAAUCACUGAAACCACCACCUCGACCAGAACAAAGAAGAUCACUUUGGGAUAGAUUAUCCAGACAAUCAUUUUGGAGCCGAUUUUCAAGACGCCAAGACCGCACUGCGAACAUCAGUGUUGCCUAUACUAAAAACAGCAGCAAUGUAACAUGUGGAGCUGAGUCCAAACCACGCUGUCCAUCCCCGAAGGAUAACAGGAGACGACCAUCCCCUUUCAACCCUGAGAAUCAACUGUUCGGCAACUUUUGACUUCUUCAAAGACGUCCCAGAGACAUCUUAAUCUUUCAGGCUCAUGUCUCGCAAGUCUCCUGUUUCAAAGGUUAUCAUCUAGCUGAACAGCCAUUAUCAACUGCAAAGACACCCGAGGUGGCUUCUGUUAUGAAUACAUGCUAAUGCAAACUAUACUGUUGAUGUAGAUGUAUGAUAUGUGGGGAAAAGUUCUUAACGAUACUGCAGCAUCUAAUGUUUUUAUAGUUUAACUUUCACUUGGCUUUCUUUAAAUUUCCUUUAACUCGGUCAAUUACAAAAUGAUCUAGUAACUUGCUUUGCUUAAUCUUCUCACAUGAUAAACAACAAUAAACAUGUUUUUUCUGA